CGAGCACGAUUUGCUUACUACUAACGCAGAAAUGCGAUAAAUAAAUCUUGUCAUUCAAGUAAACGAAAGGCUCAACAACGAAAUUUACUUAGCUGUUUCAAAAUAUCAAUAACUCCAAUUACUAACUUCUAACUUCCCUACUCAUCCCUAACGCUGGCGAUACUAUCGAAGGGAUCAGCUGCUCGUCGAUACUGAAAAGUUUAGAAAAAGCGAAAAACUGAACUGCGUAGAAAUCAAGUAGCAGCUGUGCCACCCAAAAAACAAGUCGUUUGCACUUUCAAAUCAGCGAUAGCUACUACCUGAAAACAAAAUUCCACGUCAAAUUCGGACAGCCACGGGAAAUCCGGCAUAUUCGAUAGCGCCCGCAGAGCACAGAGCACAGAGCUCUCGAAAUCCAGUUCCGUCAGCCAAGCGGUUUCUACGCAUUUGCAGAAGCCUAUGAUAUAACAAUGUCACGAUCUCUGAGUCGCGUACUGGGCACCGUCUGGGCGCCAUCCCUGGCCAUUUCUCAUCCCGGAAAUCGGGGAUCCAACAGACUGAACGGCCUACUGCGCGCCAAGGGGGCCACCGCGACCAUCAUCCCGAUGGCUGAGUACUCCAAGCGAAAUGGUCCGCCAUCGGAUGCCGGCGAGUCCUUCAAGACCGUCACCAAGUCGCGGGAUCUCGACGGCGACGAUGAGCUGAAUAGCUUGGAGAGCGAACCCAACUGGGAACUGACCGCCGCAAGGAGCAAUCGCUUCUAUCUGCCCAAUGCCACAGGUCCCGCCUGGCAGGGCGACACGACCACCGUCGGGCUGCUGGAGCCGCUUGGCCAGCUGGUCAACUUCCUCAAGGAGGCCAACGCGGACAAGUCGCGCCUGGAGUUCACCUGCUGUCAGUGUCCCAUGCUCAUCCGCGAGUCGCUCGUGGAACUCUUCCCGGUGCGCGUCGUCGCGCAGCGGGACUCAUCCAUCACCAUGCUGGUUCUCAGCUAUGAAGGAGACAUAGAAAUGGGCGCCGCCAAGUUUGUGCUGGCAGCGCGGGACAUGUGCGAUCGCCUGCUGUCGCAGGGAUACUGGGCGGACUUCCUGAAUCCGUUUAGCGGGCGGCCGUACUUUAUGCCGCGGGACGGGGCCAAUCUGUAUAAGCAGGACCACCGUUUCCGUGGACUGAACAUGCUGCUGUCGCAACAAAACCAUUGCACAGUGAUUGCCGCCGAGGAGAACGACAGCACCCGCUUCUCGGGCACCAUCUACUGCACAGCGCCGAAUCACUAUGAUCAGCUGGUGGAGCUGCUGGUGCCGCCGCCGCACAAGGUGGCCAAAUGACGCGGAUGCCAGCGGAUGGGCGCUGAGGUGGAUGCCAUUGGAAGUCGUAGCCUUUUUAGUGAUGAAGACUGUGUUAACUGUUUAGGUUUUCUGUUCCGACACUGUAUAUAGCCGACAAUGCUUGUGUUAUAUAUGCUGCAAAAUAUAAUCGAUAGGAAUAUUA
Messenger RNA from Drosophila erecta, 1470 nucleotides. RefSeq lists its product as uncharacterized. The transcript has 3 exons. The coding region runs from base 450 to 1307 and encodes 285 amino acids. Gene Ontology annotation, biological process: cobalamin metabolic process. NCBI's taxonomy places the organism in Eukaryota, Metazoa, Arthropoda, Insecta, Diptera, Drosophilidae. Gene Ontology annotation, cellular component: mitochondrion. The record is from RefSeq and is a predicted model, not a curated record.